This is a messenger RNA of Oncorhynchus tshawytscha (Chinook salmon), 1562 nucleotides long. RefSeq names its product hemopexin b (gene hpxb). The transcript is spliced from 10 exons. Lineage: Eukaryota; Metazoa; Chordata; Actinopteri; Salmoniformes; Salmonidae. The record is from RefSeq and is a predicted model, not a curated record. Gene Ontology annotation, biological process: intracellular iron ion homeostasis; heme transport. Bases 106 to 1434 code for a protein of 442 amino acids. Gene Ontology annotation, molecular function: heme transmembrane transporter activity.
GUAAAUCCAGAUCCAUUAUAAAAGGUCUGGUCAGCUCCUUCUCAGGCACCUUUCUCAGCUCAGCUCUCUUCGAUACCUGGACCCAGAGGAGGACCGCUCAACGUGAUGCUUCUCUCCCAAACACUCUGCCUGUGCUUGGCACUAGCACUCAGCUAUGCUGCUCCAACGAUCCAUGAUGUAAUGAUGUCAGACCACGACCACGACCACCACGAGGAUCAGGUCCACCACAACGCCAACCCAGACCGGUGUGACGGCAUCGAGUUUGACGCCAUCGCCCCCGACGAGAAAGGACACACCUUCUUCUUCAAGGGGGAUCACCUGUGGAACGGCUUCAGUGGUCAAGCUCAGGUCUCCAGUGCCUUCUUCAGGGAGCUAGAUGACUACCAUCACCUGGGGCAUGUUGACGCUGCCUUCCGCAUGCACAACAGAGAAAAACAUGAAACACAUGAUCACAUCUACUUUUUCCUGGACGACAAGGUUUUCAGCUACUAUAACCACAGUCUGGAGGAGGGCUACCCCAAGGACAUCCAGCUGGACUUCCCAGGGGUGCCCAGCCACCUGGACGCUGCGGUGGAGUGUCCCAAGGGAGAGUGUAACUCAGACUCUGUCCUAUUCUUCAAGGGAGAAGAAGUGUACAACUAUGACAUCGUCACGCAGUCAGUAAAGGAGAGACAGUGGGCCCACCUGCCCAACUGUACGUCUGCCUUCCGUUGGCUAGAGCAAUACUACUGUUUCCAUGGUCACAACUUCACCCGGUUCCACCCUGUAUCUGGGGAGGUGAAUGGUGUGUACCCUAAGGACUCCAGGCACUACUUCAUGAGGUGCCUCAAUUUCGGCCAUGGCGGUGAGGCAAAGGUUCCCAAAUGCAGUGAAGUUACAUUGGAUGCCAUCACCUCAGACGACUCAGGCAAAACCUAUGCCUUCACUGGUCAUAAUUAUAUGCGUCUAGACACCCAUCGUGAUGGUAAACAUACCUUCCCCAUUGCCAGAACCUGGAAUGAAGUGACCAACGGCGUGGACGCAGUCUUCUCAUACAAUGACAAGAUCUACAUUAUCAAGGGCGACCAAGUUUACAUCUACAAAUCAGCAGCUCCCUCCACUCUGAUUGAGGGCUACCCUAAAAGCCUGAAUGAGGAGCUGGGCAUCGAAGGGCCUGUGAACGCAGCCUUUGUUUGUGCAAAUCAGCAUAUUGUGCACAUUAUUCAAGGACGGAUGAUGAAGGACAUUGACCUGUCUGCCACCCCUAGGGUAGUAGCCAGAGAGGCCCCACUGCCCAUCUCCGGCAUCGAGGCAGGCAUGUGUGGCCCUGAUGGAGUCAAAGUGUUUGUGGGCUCUGAGUACUACCACUACAAGACCCCCAGGCUCCUGGCUUUCAGCAGGAUACUCCAAGAGCCUAAAAACAUCACCCCAGACAUGAUGGGCUGUGUCGAAUAGGAGUCAGUUUAUGUUAGAUACCUUUUCGAAGAAUAACAACUGUGAUCAUCUGUUCUCAAUGGACAACAUCAAAAUGUAUAAUCACAUGUUAAAGUAACUGUCCAGUAAAGGUUUUCUGUUAACUCAUA